CGGUCAUCCUCACGUCGCCAACAAUGCAGAACACGAUGCUUGAAAUUUUGUGCUAGGAUGCUGGUUUCAGCACAAGGACCUUACCUGUAAACACUAUGAUUCGCAAGUGACACCACCAUGGACUCUCAGCAGUACUAUGGGCAAACCCAUCCAACAGAUCAACAAACCACCCGUUCCAUAUUUCCCAGAGGUCCAGUGUUCAACCUCGAUGAUUUCUCGAAUCGCGAUUUCAUAGCAAAGGACUUUAUCGAGUCCCUCACCGAGAGCACACACGUUUCGAGUCGACGGUCACAAGGCGACGCUAACGCUUUCGAUCCUAAACCGCUUAUUCGUACCUUUGAGCAGGCCUCAAGGCGACUCAACGAGCUUUCGGGCGAACUCGAGCAGCGGGAAAAUGAAUUAUCGGGCGCGGUGAGAAGAGCAGAGGCGCAACAUGCAAACAACACAGAUACCCUGGGGAGGAAGCUCAAUCAGACCAUCGAAAGCUUUCAGAAGUUGGACACGUCUUUGAAAUCCGACAGGGGCGAGAAAUGGGGUGGGAAUGUUGCCGUCGAGACAGGUCGUCGCUUAGAAGAGCUGGAUAGACAGAGAAGAAAGGCUCUGGAUGCACAUUUUUUGAUCGAAUGCUGGGACGAAGUCAGUCACCGAGGAGAAGUCACUCUACUUGAGAACUUGCGGAGAUCAGGCACCGGAGAAGGGAAAAUUAGGGCAGCCAGCAUUGCCCGACAGCUGUUGAGAAUAAGUCAAAGACUGGAUUCCAAGAGCCACGCGCAAACAAACGGCGUCUCACAGUCAGGCGGUGUCACUAACGGAGUGACGGGCAGCCGCAAUUUCGACACGAGAGAGGUUAUCGAAAAAUUCAUCGAGACCUUGGAGAAUGACAUGCUCAAGCUUUUCGACGACUUUUAUAGACGACAAAACUUUGAAGAGAUGAAGAAUUGCGCGAUUGUCUUGCAAGAUUUCAAUGGCGGUGCUUCAGUCCAGGCGGCUUUCGUCAACCAACACCAGUUCUUCAUCGACAGAAGUAAUCUUGUGACAGAGGAGGUUGGUGGGGAUCAAGAGACGUGGAUGAGAUUAUCAGAUCCAGAUGCUGAACUCCCUAACGUCGAACCCGGCCUACAAUCGUUGAUUGACGAGGUCAGAGUCACGGUCCAGGAGGAGUCAGCAACCAUAAGAAGAGCUUUCCCUUACCCGGAACAGGUAUUGGGAAAAUUUGUGCAGAGAGUGUUCCAGCAAUCCAUCCAACAAAGACUGGAACUCGUCUUGGAGAAGGCAGAGUCGGAAUCGACACUGGCGUACUUACGAUCUCUGCAAGCUGCACGAAACUACAUCAGUGCUUUGGUCGAGGACCUCAAAGCACACGGGUUGACGGAACAUCCAGACACGGUGACUUCUCAAACGAGCCAACUCCUCGACCAACAACUCGACGAGCUCUUCACCCCGUACGUAGGUGGUUCCGCGUACAUCGAGAAAGAAAAGCACAACCUGCAAGAACUCUACAAAUCGUUGUUGUUCAAAUUCGAACUCUUCCACUCCCGACGCCAAAAAGAACCCAGGACGUACCUCGCCUCCCUCCGGAACCGCGGCCAAGAACUCCUGGCAUCGGCUCGAGAGGCCACCGACGCCUACGUUAAAAGCCUAGACUUGGAAAAGAUGUCGUCGACGCAAAAGCGCAUCCUCCUCUCCGUGGCCGGUCUUAAGAACACCGACAAGGCGCAACCGGACGUCGAACUCUCCGAGGAAGACGGCCGUCUGGACGUGGCGGCGGCCAAGAGGAUGCUCAAGUGGCUCGCCGAGGGGGUGCGGCGGGGUCUCGAGCUGGGGGGCGGCUCCGAGACGCCCAAGGACGUCGCGGCGCUGCUGAACCUCAUCCUCAAGAACCUGCUCGAGUCGUACGUCGAGGUGGCGCUCGACGCCGCGGCCGACGCCGCGUCGACGGCCGAGGGCGCCAAGAGGGAACCCGACCUGUCGUACCUGGGGAACCUGCGCAACGCGGUGCACAUCGCGCACCUCGUCCAGAGCUGCGUCAACACCCUCCUGGUGCCGCUGGCGAGCACCAGCCUCACGACGCGCCGGGAGAUGGAGAAGGGCACGAGGGCGGCCGUGUCGCGCAUCGAGGGCCAGAUCAACACCAUCGACCAGCAGACCGUCGACGGCGUGCUCAACUGGUCCGCGCGGCUGCUGGCGAACCAGAACCGGACCGACUUCCGCCCCCGCGCCGAGACCGAGGUGGUGUCCCUCGAGCAGGCACAGACCGCGACGUGCGACGGCGUGUGCCGGUUCUUGGACCUGUUCUACGACACCGCCUCGCAGUCGUUCGACGGCGCCAACCUCGACGCCCUCCUCACCGAGGUCGCGGUCGGCUUCCGGGCCCAGCUCCUGCAGCACUUCACGAGGUACCAGGUCAACCGGAUCGGCGGGGUCAUGCUGGCGCGCGACAUGAGCCGGUACGUCCAGCUGCUGAGGUCCUGGGACCUGGACGACUCGUUCAAGGCCAGCCUCGAGGUCCUGACCGAGUUGGCCAGCAUCUUCGUCUUGCUCCCCGACGCCCUCAAGGAGAGACUCAGGGGCCAGGUGUUGGGGAACCUGGGCAAGGAGAACCUGAGGCCGUACCUGCUGAAGAGGGACGAUUAUCUCGAAGUUGGCAUGCAGAGUUUGUUGAACUCGUUGUGAGAGGGCGGAGUGUCUCUAGAUUGUAUCGUAAUGCUAUCAGCUAUGCAAUACAACACGAUCCAAUGCAACUCGAUGAGUCUACAAGUACUCCGUAUUUUGUAUUCUAUAUUUUGUAAUGUUCGAGUGGUGAGGUUAUACACUAUGUACAGCAGCCAUUUCUUUUCG
Molecule: messenger RNA, 2838 nt
Organism: Exophiala oligosperma
Lineage: Eukaryota; Fungi; Ascomycota; Eurotiomycetes; Chaetothyriales; Herpotrichiellaceae
Exons: 1
Coding region: 118-2673 (851 amino acids)
Biological process (GO): Golgi to plasma membrane transport; exocytosis
Cellular component (GO): exocyst; cytoplasm
Source: RefSeq, a predicted model, not a curated record